GACACUGGGCGCUCUCGCGCGGGGGGCAGCCCGUUCGCGACCCGGGAUGGGCCGGGGAUGGGCGCACGAAUGACUUCUCAAUAGGUAGCAACGAAUGGGCACCGCUCGGUAGCGAUGCGCGCCGCGGGGCUGCUGCUGCUCCUCGUGCUGCCGGCGUGCUCCGUUGCCCAGGCGUCGAACGCUGCGCGAGUCGGGGUCGUCCUGGGCGCGCUGGGCCGCCAGGCGCGCGGGCAGGAGUGGAUUACGAGGUGGGCCGACGAUGCGGACUGUAUCGUCGACGAAAGUUCGGAGGCCGAGGGCGGCGGGCUGCGCCAGCUCGACGUGCUCUGCGUGGACGACGACGUCGUCCUCGCGGACGACGCGUGCGACGCCGACGACAAGCCGGCCGGCACCUGGGAGUGCCUCGCCACGACCGUCGUCGUCGAUCCUGUAGAAGGGAACGACCUCAACGACGGCACGGCGGAGUCUCCACUGAGGACGCUGCGGGCCUGCAUAACACGCUUCGGCGAGGACCACUCGGCGACGAGGAAGCUGCCGGACGACGAUUAUACGCAACUCGUGUGCGCGCUGCGCGACGGCGUCUACCGGGACGAGGCGUCGACGCCGCUGGACGGCGUCGACCACUUAUUGGUCAAGCCUUUGAAUGAUGGCGGCGUCGUGGUCUUCGACGGCACGGAUCCGCUGUGGGGUUUAACCUGGACGAAGCACGCGACGCUGGAGACGGUGGUUAUUGCAGAGGCACCCUUCACGAGACGUCCGGAGGUCAUCGUGGGCGGGAGCGGCCUCAUGUGCGCGAAUGAGAGCGCGAUUGUGGACGGGAACCACGACCCGAAGGCCGGCUACGGCACUAUGAGUCCGCCUUGUUUUUACUGGGCGCCCGACGAGGCCUGGGUCGCUGGUGAAACGGCCUUUGGUUUGGAGGACGCCGUCGCCUUUUACGAACGGGGCGAAGCUGUCGAUGUCGAAGGGCUCAAUCUCCCGUGGUUCUGGGUCGACGAGCGACUUCACCAGAUCCAUGUGGACCUGGCCCGGGCGCCGCCGGAGGCGGCCGGCCACGAGGGCAUUCUGGUGCGCGUCAAGAACGCGAGCCGCCAGGACGCAUUUAGUAUAGGCAACGCAUCCCAUAGAAUUCAUGUCAGGGACAUGCUCUUCUACGGCACGAGUUGCUGCGGCGACGGACCGACGUCAGAAAUGGACUCGGCCGACCUGCGGAUCACGCGGUCUAGAUUCUUGUAUGCCCCGUCAACGGGCAUCCGCCUCAAGACGACGCGGCGCACCUCGCGGGGCGGCACGCCCUACGUCAAUUUCGAAAACAACACGGCCGAGUUCGGCGAGGCAGCCCUGUUCUACAAGGGCACCGGCUCCAGACUUAUCGGAAAUUACUUCGCCUUCAACAGCUUCGAGGCGCGGAGCCCCUACACGCUCGACAACCAGGCCCAGCGGACUGUGGUCGCGUACAACACUUUAUUAUACAACGGCGACAAGGCGGGGCAUUUCAGCUGGGCGCGGGGCCACCACUGCCACCACAACUUAGUUAUUGCCCAGGAUUUUUUGGGGCCGCGCUUCGAUGCUGCGGUCUUCCACGCGCUGACCGGUGCCCAAGAAGGGCUCGUGGUGGAGUACAACUGGGUCCUCGGGCCGUCUCUCGUCUCGUUCACGCGCCUGGACACGGCCUCGAAGACGACGCCCGACGAGGCGGGGAGCCACGCCAUUAUUAGAAGGAACGUGCACCUCGGCCUCGGCAUCACGACCAAGGGCUACAACCACACCGUCGAGCACAACACGGGCUCGCGGUUCCUGGCCGUCGAGUCCUGGAAGCUCGUGACGAGCUGUGUGGAAAUCAACCAGUGCGUCGGGUGCUCAUUUCUCGGCAAUGACGCGGCUGACCUGGCUCGGUCGAGCGGCGAGGAACCGGCAUCGCCACGCCAUCGAGCAGGCGUCGCGUCGAUGGCGUGGAGGACGACGCGAUGAUUCAGCACGAACGCGCCGUAAAAUUUGAUUUCCACACAGGUGACAAACAACAACUACGCGUCCGUGGCGCGCUACAACGCGCAUACCGAGGUGGCAGCGAGGGCGUCGACGCGGCCCUUCGGCGCGAUCCCGGGCCUGGCGUCGCUUAAUGCAUGCGGGGACUUGCGGGUGUGCAACUACCAGAACUUGACCGCCGAGCACUUCCUCGCGCGGCAGCUCCGACCCCUCGAGGACGGCGUCAUGGCCGAGCUCAUCAACGCGAACUGGCCGGCGCUCGACACGUCGGGCACGGGCGAGGGGACCAUCUACGCGCCCGGCAUUAGCGACGAGCGCCGGCGGCUGACUUCGGUGGAGUGGCCAGCCCGCGACACGUCGGGCAGCCCUCUUCAUCGAGGACGACGCCGGAUUUCCACAAACUGCACGUCGUGCGCGCCGGCGACGCCUUCGCCGAGCGCUACUCCUACGCCCGAGCCGACGCCUGCUCCGUCGCUCGAGCCGACGCCCGGACCCUCGCCGGCGCCCACGCCGGAGCCCUCAGCGAAGCCCACGCCCCGGCCGACGCCGCGGCCGUCGCCGGAGCCUACCGUCGAACCGAGCGCUCGUCCUACACCUGAGCCGACGCCGCGGCCGUCUCACGACCCCACGCUGGAGCCCACACCGGCCCCGACAGUUCGACCCACGCCUGCUCCGACGACUACGCCUGGCCAUCCGACGGCGGCUCCGGUCUUCAGCCCGACGCCGCGGCCUUCCCCGGUCCCAACGCCGAAACCGACGCCUGUGCCGACGCCGGCUCCGAGCCCGGCGCCGACGCCCGUGCCGACGCCUCGGCCGUCCGAGGAGCCCACGCCGGCCCCGUCGCACAAACCGACGCCGUUGCCCACGCAUAAGCCGACGCCCCAGCCGUCGCCGGCGCCGACGCCGCUGCCGACGGAGACGCCGACGCCGCUGCCGACCGACUGGAACGAAGCCGGCGUGACGGACGGCGUCGCGUUACUGGGCCUCUUCGAGCCGCGCGAAAUCGGGACGCCUACGGCUGAGGACAUGGACUUUCGCCCGAAGCCCGACGGCCGGCUCGUGUGGGACUGUGACGAUGACUGCGACGGCGACGGGAGCACUUAUAACUACAUCGACAAGGCGCCGAAGUGGACGACGUGGGACUCGUACGCGGGCGCCUACGCGCCGGACGACGAGCUGUGGGUGCCGGGCUGCCACGACUGCGUCAAGGGCGGCCGAUACGCCGGCGACGCGUUCCCCUACUCCGCGCCGCUGGGCCCGUCGCCGAUGCCGACGAUGGUGCCCACGUCGGUGCCGACGUCCAUGCCGACGACGUCGUCGCCGACCAACGUGCCUUCCACAGCAGUGCCGUCUCCCGGACCUUCGUUCAGGCCGACGCCAAAGCCUUCGGCUCGGCCGACGCCGGUUCCCUCCGUGGAACCUACGCCCUCGCCGACGCCGGCGCCGACGCCUCGCCCCUCUAAUCUGCCGACGUCCGAGCCGAGCGCUCGACCGACGCCGCUGCCUAGUCCCCAGCCAACGCCGGAGCCGUCGCCAGCGCCAGCUCCGGCGCCAACGCUGAGGCCGACGCCCGCACCCACGGCUACGCCUGGAAAUCCGACUGCGGCGCCUGUAUUUGCGCCCACGCCGCGCCCUUCCCCGGUGCCGACGCCGCGACCCACCCCGGAGCCGUCAGGGGCACCGUCGCCGGCGCCGACGCCUGUACCGUUGUCGCGGCGUCCGAAGCACAUUUGCGUCGUCGGGUCAGCGCAUUCGCGUCGUCGGGUCAGCACAUUCGCGUCGUCGGGGCGCGAGCGUCAUCCCACCGCAGGACGCCGCGACCGACGCCAGCGCCGACGUCUAUGCCGUCGCGAGAACCGACGCCGGUACCGGUGCCCCAGCCCUCGCCCGAGCCGUCGCCAGCCCCGAGCCACAAGCCGACGCCAGACCCGACGCCGAAGCCCUCAAGAGAGCCCACGCCCUUGCCAUCGCCGGUGCCGACAACCGCGCCGACGAUGGAACCGACGCUGCACCCUAGUGCCGUGCCCAGCCCAGCACCGACGAACGAGUUCCCCGUGUGCGGCGUGCGGAUCACCUUGGGCCGCGACCAAGAUCCGAACGACUUCCAGUGCGUGACGGAUCCCUCGGCGACGGAGCACGACGGCAAGAAGAUCGCCUUCGCGUGCUGCGGCGCCGAUACCUGCUCGCGGAAGGACGAAGACGGCGAGUGCUACGCGGGCCACCUGUCCGACCUGGCUAACUUUGCGCCGAAAACCUGGUACGAGGCCACGAACGUGUGUGCGGCCGAGGGCAAGGUCCUCUGUGGCGUCGAGGAGCCUUGUAAGGGCUCGGGCUGCAGAUACGACUUCAACUACCAGUGGACGGGCGAGGAGUGCCAGGACGGCGACGCGGGCCUGCCGGAACACUGCUGGCCCGAUCCUUCGCCGAUGCCUACGGCCGAGCCCUCUGCACGACCUACGCCGCUGCCCAGUCCCCGGCCAACGCCGGAGCCGUCGCCCGAUCCUACGCAUCGGCCAACGCCGCUGCCUACUCGGCGGCCGACGCCGGUGCCGUCGCUCGAUCCUACGGCACGACCGACGCCGCUGCCCAGUCCGCGCCCGACGCCAGCGCCGACGCUAGCGCCUACUCCUGCUCCGACGCCUGAGCCGUCGCCGUGGCCAACUCCCGAAGCUGGCAACCCGACGGCGGCUCCCGUCUUUGCGCCGACCCCGAAACCGACGUCGAUGCCGACGCCGCGGCCGACGCCUGUGCCGACGUCCUCACCGUCGGCCAGGCCUACACCGAUCCCGACGCCGCGGCCCACCGGGGAGCCGUCGCCCGCGCCGUCGGCCAAGCCUACGCCACAGCCGACGCCGCGGCCGAGCCCCGCGCCGAGCCCGCGUCCGACCGGCCCCCCGUUCAAUCCGAGCGCCGUACCGACGCCCGCGCCGACGGCCGAGCCGACCUACGCGGUGAUCUCCGGCUCCGCCACGUUCUCGGGCAUCUCGUACGACGACGCGAACGGAGCCUCGGCCAGGGCCGUCUUUCGGGACGGGCUCAGUCGCCUGUCGGCCGCGAUCACCGACGACCGCGUGGCUCUCACGCGCGUGGCGGCGUCGGCGCGCCGGCGCCUCGCGGACGGCGUCGCGAUCGACUUCGAGAUUAGCGUGACGCCCGCCGAGAGGGCCGCCGUCGAGGGCGACCUGCGCGCGGCCAUGGACGACCCGAGCCUCCUCGACGCGGCCCUCCGGGCGGCCGCGGCGGCGAGCGCCGAUCCCACGAUGGUGGGACUAUUUGCCACCAUCAAGACGGAGAGCUUUGGCGUCGACCUCGCGCCGCCGACGGCCGCGCCGACGCGCGCGCCGCCGUCGAAGAAGAAGGCGGCGGACGAGAUGCCGGUGCGCGACGUCAUCCUUCUCCUCUGCUUUAUCUUUCUGCUGCUCUGCGCCUGCGCCGCGGCGAACAUCCUCUUGAUCAAGCGGAAGCGCCUCGAGUCGUGGAAGGACACGACCGUGCCGCCGCUGACGCCGUCCUCGCCCUCGCCGCUGUUCCCGCGCGUGCGCCAGGACGACGACGACGACGAGAGCGACGCUUCGGACGGCGAAGAAUCUCUCCCCGAAGAACCUAUAACGCCGAGCGUGCAGACGCCGCUCGUCGAUCACCUCACCGGCGUCGAGACGGUCGACGUCCGGCCACCCGUCGAGACGGUCGACGUCACGGCCGUCGAUAUGGGAUGCGACGAUGUUUUAACCGAACCCCAGCGCCGCUGGCAGCUGUUGCGGGACGAGUUCCUGAGCUUCGACGAACGCCGGAACGUCGUGCGGUCCGACACGGUCGACGACUACGACUACCCGGUGUGUGGCUGCGUGAGUCCUCCGGCGAUCGAGAAUCCGCGGGCCGCUCUCCGCGGUGCCGGCGCGUCGAUGUGGAACCUGCUCUCGCCUCCGGCUGCCCCCGACGCGGCGAGGCCGGCACUCGGCCAGCGUGCUCGGUCCAUGUGGGGCCUCAGGAUGUCGCCGCCGGCCACCGACGCGGCGCGGCCGGCACUACGGGGCCGGCCGUCCCUGUGGAACAUGUUCUCACCACCGCGCGCCGCCGACGCGGACGCGGCUGAGGAGGACGCGUUGUUCAGUUACGACGUUACGUAGUACAUAAGUAUACAUAUUUUAA
This is a messenger RNA of Pelagomonas calceolata, 6135 nucleotides long. The record is from the annotation of a GenBank genome assembly. Lineage: Eukaryota; Pelagophyceae; Pelagomonadales; Pelagomonadaceae.